Molecule: messenger RNA, 816 nt
Organism: Diachasma alloeum
Lineage: Eukaryota; Metazoa; Arthropoda; Insecta; Hymenoptera; Braconidae
Gene: TpnC25D
Product: troponin C
Exons: 3
Coding region: 105-557 (150 amino acids)
Molecular function (GO): enzyme regulator activity; calcium ion binding
Source: RefSeq, a predicted model, not a curated record
GCUGGUUUUCCUACGAUACGACAGUUGACCACCAGGCCUUUAUAUCCUCCGGUGGAGACAAACGUCUCUUCAGGUACACUGUGUCCGUCGUCAGAGGCAUCAAUAUGGAGGAAGACGAGCAGAAAACAGCAGUGAUGCGAAAGGCAUUCCAAAUGUUCGACACAACAAAGAGUGGCUUCAUCGACACUCUGAAGAUCUCCACGAUCCUCAAUACCAUGGGUCAGCUGUUCGACGACGCUGAUCUCAACGCCCUGAUUGAGGAAAAUGAUCCCGAUCACGUUGGCAAAGUGAACUUCGAUGUCUUCUGCAAAAUCGCUGGACGAUUUCUCGAGGAGGAGGACGCCGAGGCCAUGCAGGAGGAGCUCAAGGAAGCCUUCAGACUCUACGAUCGCGAGGGCAAUGGUUACAUAACAACAGCCACCCUGAAGGAGAUUCUCGCUGCAUUGGAUGACAAACUAACUAGCUCGGAUCUCGAUGGCAUCAUCGCUGAAAUCGACACCGACGGCUCUGGCACCGUGGACUUUGACGAGUUCAUGGAGAUGAUGACUGGAGAGUAGAUGUCAUUUCCUGCCGUUGGACCUCAUUUGUCAAAUUAUGAAGUAAGAAGAAUUGGACAUCUUCGGGGAGAUGAUCGGAAGAUUGUGAUUUCAAUUAAAUUCGGUGAUCGAGGCGGUUCAUUACACUUGACGUGGUGAUAAUGAUUGAAGAAAAUCGGAGGAUCCUCACAUCAUUCGACUAAAUUCGUCCCUUGGAAUUGAAUUGAUUACUGACUAGCGAUAGUGAUUAAGCGAUAAAUAAACAAAAUUUUCUAUUCAA